This is a messenger RNA of Alternaria rosae, 1130 nucleotides long. RefSeq lists its product as uncharacterized. The record is from RefSeq and is a predicted model, not a curated record. The transcript is spliced from 3 exons. Lineage: Eukaryota; Fungi; Ascomycota; Dothideomycetes; Pleosporales; Pleosporaceae. Bases 183 to 914 code for a protein of 243 amino acids.
GAUUCCCGCGCGCGAGAGCGACUGCCGAUAAGCCUCAGGUAUUCCCCACUUAACACUAGAUGACAAAUGACUGUGGAGAAGGUAUGUCAAAGGGCGUAAUGUGAAUAAGUCUUAAAAGCCUCAUAUCCAUCGCGUCUAUCUCAACUUUACUGUUAGCUGUCGGAUAUCGCAACCAAAACACAAUGUCGUCGUCAAACGUCGUUCUAUACGAUCUGCCAAGCCGGGGUGGCUUUUCGUGGUCAUUGAACCCAUGGAAGACUCGUAUGAUCCUGAACUAUAAGAAGAUCGACUACACGACCGAAUGGGUAGAAUACCCUGACUUGGCCCCCAAGUUCAAAGCCCUCGGCAUCCCACCCAACCCGAAAGACGCACCAGGCUAUUUCACCGACUAUAGCAGUCCCGCUAUCAAGCAUGCAAACGGCACCUACCAGAUGGAUUCUUGGCCUAUUGCCUACGAGCUUGAGAAGCAACACCCAACUCCGUCUUUGCAUCUCGAUGACCCCAUUGUUGUACAGAUCAGGGAUCAAAUUGCUAAGAUAGCUGGCCCACUGAUGGCUUUGCUCAUUCCUCAGGUACCAGUAGUGCUGCUAAACAAGCCGAGUGUGGACUACUUCUACGAGACGAGGGAGAAGAUGUUUGGCAAGCCGCUCGAACAAGUAGGGAAGGACGCCAAUCCAGAUGAGUGUUGGGAGGCGGCCAAGGCACCAGCGAAGGAGGCGGGCGAUUUGCUCAGGAAGAACGGCGGGCCUUAUUUUCUGGGUCAGACUGUCUCGUAUGCCGACUUCAUCCUUGUGUCGAUGCUGCACUUCGUCAAGUGCAUAGGCGAGGACAAGUUCAAGAAAGUUCUGGCUCUCGAUGACGCCUUCCCCAAGUUGUACGAGGCGUGUAAACAGUGGUUGGAGAAGGACGACUAAACUGUUCCUGGCAAGCGCCAGUGCCCAAUCUAAUCGAUCGACUGCUCUUUCUCUCGUGCGCUCGGAGUGUGUGUAUCAAUAGCUUUUAUAAACCUUAUGCACAUGAGGUUUUGCUGCACUGCAUGCCAUGCGCCACACUGCCCCUCUCUCAAGUCUGCCAGACUGCUUGACCAAUCUGACUGUGCAGCAUUAGCGCGGCCACGCUUCUUGCCUUGC